GAACUUGUAUGCUGAUUUGGCUGGCUGGAUGUAUGCGUGUUUGUGUUAGUACAGAGGGCGCACUGCUGCACUCAGACCAGUUUCACAUACUGUAGGAAAAUUUUGCAACUUGGUGAGUAUUUGCAAGAAUAACGUCGAUCAGAAAGGAAAAGAACUGCAAAGGUGCCAUGUCAUCCAUUAAAGUGCAGUGUGUGAUCAAAGAAAAGAAUGAAAUUGGCGAGAGUCCCGUCUGGGAGGAGAAGGACUCAUCUUUGGUGUACGUUGACAUUACCGGUCAAAAAGUCAGCCGGUGGAGCUCUCUGACCGGUCAGAUAGAGAGUAUUGCUACCGAGAAUCUUGUGGGAUCUGUGGUCCCGCGGAAGGCAGGUGGUUACGUCAUAGCAGAGGGAACUCGGUUUGCGUUUGUUGACUGGGUCAAGCGUUCCUUUUCAACAGUUGCUCACCUGGACAAGGAAAAGCCAAACACCCGUUUCAAUGAUGGAAAGGUAGAUCCAGCAGGGAGGUUUUUUGCUGGUACCAUGGGAUUGGAACUGCGACCCGCCGUGGUUGAGAGAAAACAGGGGUCGCUGUACUCGCUCCAUCCAGACCACUCUGUCGUUCAUCAUUUUGACCAAGUAGACAUCUCCAACGGUUUGGACUGGUCACUAGAUCACCGCGUCUUUUACUACAUCGACAGCCUGGCGUACAAGGUGGAGGCCUUUGACUACAACAUCCAGACUGGCAGCCUGUCUAACCGCAGAGUGGUUUACAAGGUAGAGCAAGACGAUGGCAUACCAGACGGUAUGUGCAUAGAUGCAGAGGGCAAACUGUGGGUCGCCUGCUACAAUGGAGGAAGAGUUUUACGCAUUGACCCACAAACAGGCACCCAACUCCAGACGGUCAAACUGCCAGUGCAGAAAACCACCUCAUGCUGUUUUGGUGGGAAGGACUACAGUGAUCUGUAUGUCACCUCAGCAUAUAAAGGCAUGGAUGAAAAUGCACUGCCCAAGGAGCCUGAGGCUGGCUGCAUAUUUAAGGUUACGGGUUUAGGAGUGAAGGGCAUUCCACCAUACUCAUAUACUGGAUGAAAACCAAGUCGAUGAUGUUAAUUCACCAUUACAGUCAUCUAACAAGAACAACAUUGCAUAUUUUGAAUUUUUCUUAUCCUGCUAUCAGGGACAUACGUUAAAACUGAUUUAGCCUUUGUUAAAGGGCUAACAGGGCUUCUGUGAGAUGUUUUUAAAUGGGAUAAAUUACUAAUCAACUUAUUACUAAUAGCGUUAGUGAUCUUUAUUAUUGAUGUAAAACAAAUACAUUUCUAAUUUACAUGAACAACAUUCUGUGAACUAAAAUAUUAAGAACUUAUUGUGAUUGAUUAAUUUUGGACAGAGAUCAUAGAUCAUACUCCAAACUUUUUUAUUAAUCUCAAUGUGAUGCUGCUAAACAUGAAAUGGGAGAUCAUACACCAUAAAAAUGACAGACUUAUUAAUGAUGCUGCUAUAAAAAUGAUGAUAAUGAUUAUUAUAUUUUUAUUCUGUUCUGUUUUUUACAUUGCUUUAAAGUCAACAUGAAACAUUAAACGUAAAACAAGACCUUAAUAGAAAUAAGACUUUCCAUCAGGAAUUAAUUGGAUUAUAAAAAGUACCAGGAUUAAGCCAUAGUGGUUGAAAUUAUCAUUUUUUUAAUAUUAAAAGGGUUUAUGAUAUA
Messenger RNA from Misgurnus anguillicaudatus (oriental weatherfish), 1686 nucleotides. RefSeq names its product regucalcin (gene rgn). Gene Ontology annotation, molecular function: enzyme regulator activity; calcium ion binding; gluconolactonase activity. Lineage: Eukaryota; Metazoa; Chordata; Actinopteri; Cypriniformes; Cobitidae. The record is from RefSeq and is a predicted model, not a curated record. Gene Ontology annotation, biological process: L-ascorbic acid biosynthetic process.